AUAUACUACAAAGGCUAUGUGGAAGAUAGGUUAAAAGAAAAGGCGUAAUUAUCAUAAUGUCUUCCCAAAAUGUUACACAAUGUAUUGAGAAAGAAACACUGAAACAUCCUAUUCGCGGGUUGUGGAGAAAUGAAGACCAGCCUGAGUGUGAUAGUAACGAAGAAGUGGUUUUCGAGAACUGUUUAAAGGAAAAGCUAUUAAACGUCGAAAGACUUUCCACAGCGUCAAAUGUGAUUCCAGAUGAACAAAAAAGAGAAGACGUCGACAAAAUCGAUUACUUCGACAGCGAGGACGAAUACUGGGAAAACUAUACCUUUACAACGGAAGACGAUUUCCAUUUCGAUGAAUUUGAAAAUGGACAAGGUUCUCCAUCUUCACGCACCAGAAGUAUGGGAAGAUAUAGUCAGGGAGUAGAACAAUACCAUAACAUGCCGGUCUUUCGAAGGUCUAUACAGAAGUUUGCAACUGACAACAAUUUUGAUGUAUAUGAUGUCAUUUCCGAUGGGAACUGUAUGUUUCGGGCUAUCGCUGAUCAAUUGCUUAUCAAUGGCUGUCUUGGGCAUUCGAUAGAGUCUCUGAGACACACAGCAAUAAAGUAUCUAGGACAGAAUCCCUUCCAUCAAGACAAAGGUCACCUAUCUUCCUUUUUAUCAGAGGAAACAUGGGAGGAAUAUCUGACAAGAAUGUCGAAGUCUGGUGAAUGGAGCGACCACAUCAUUUUACAGGCUGUAGCUGAUGUGUUCUCCCUCGAAGUCAUCGUCUUCAACGUCUAUCGUGAUGACAUAUGUCGGACUGAAGUGAAAGGCAAAAUGUGCAAGAAUAAUCAAAAUCGUUUGACAAUAUUUCUUGGACACCUUGGGGAGUUCCAUUAUUUAAGUUUGCGUCCAAAACUAUGGUUAAGACACUGGCCUUACAAGGUUCUAAUACUAAGGAUCCUAGCCUGUACAAAGGAGAUUGACUCUGACACAAAAAGACAUUUUAUAGCACAACAGGUGAAAAGAAUGAAUGACGAAAGAUUCAUACCAGAGACAACAUUACAGGAAGUUGCCAACUUUGCUCUGCACAAGAUCGAUGAGGACGAGGGCGAAGACGACGGUAUGGAAGUGAAAUAUACUAAUAACAGGGAAUGGACACGUGUCUUUAGACCAUACAUCCAAAUGGGUCUUCAGUCUGGAGAAACUGAAGGAUCGAUUCAAUACCUUACAGAAGAUGGAAUGCAGAUAGAUUCGCUGACAGGAAUACCAAUAAUACAUUUAUCCUUCAUAAUGAAAAUUCUCCUGUCUCAAACACUCAAAAAAAUUCGUUUUUUGAUACCACAGGGUUAUCUUCUUUAUAUAGAGGAACAUCGAGAAAUUAUGUUCUACCACUUUAUAGGACCCGCAUGUGACCCAUGCUAUUUUACAAUGAAAGACAUAACUCGUUCACAGAAAAUGAGUAAACUUUAUAAUGAACGGCAUUUGAAGAAGCCAAGAAUUGUUAUUAUUAGAAAGGACAAAAGUGUGCUUUUUGCAGUUUCUCCUGAAAAAGAAAAUUCGAUAUCACGUUUAUAUGUUGAUACUUCCGGUUCUCACCCUGGUUAUUGUAGAAUUAAACUUCAGAUAUAUUGCAGAGAUGACAAUAUUUUGCAGAUUGGUUCAAAUGUUUAUCUAAAAGCAUACGAGGUUCCCGAGAGGAUUAAGACUGUUCCGCAUUUUCAUCAAUGUGAAGUGCAGUAUAUUGGUUUUCAAUGCCCAUUCCCUCCAAUGACAUCUCAAUGGAGGGAGAAGAAAAGAAACUAUGACUUCCCCUCGGCUGUCCUCAUUGACCGCGCAAGAGGAAGAAAGGUUACGUUAAUUCCAAAAGCCCACCCAAGAAGCGAAAAUCCAACCAUUGAAUGGAAAUUCGACUUUUCUUUGGCAGAGUUCACGAUGUUUACAAAUCUAACAAAGGCACAGCAAUAUGGAUAUUUUGUGAUAAAAGUAUUGAUUGAAAACAUGACGUCCCAUCUUAACAAAACCCUGAAACGAAAACACUUAAAAGCAGUGUUUUUGAAUGCAGCUGAGGAAAAGCCCUCUAGUGCUUGGGACACAUGCUUCAGCAGUUGUAUACUGCAUGUCAUCAGCAAAUUGUUGACGUGCUUAAAAACAGGUUUUUUGUCGCACUACUUUAUACCAAGCAAUAACCUUUUUGAUAGUUUUUCGGAAGCUGACAUCAAUG
This is a messenger RNA of Saccostrea cuccullata (small rock oyster), 2196 nucleotides long. RefSeq lists its product as uncharacterized. The annotation marks the transcript as partial. Lineage: Eukaryota; Metazoa; Mollusca; Bivalvia; Ostreida; Ostreidae. The transcript has 5 exons. Gene Ontology annotation, molecular function: cysteine-type deubiquitinase activity. Gene Ontology annotation, biological process: protein deubiquitination. The record is from RefSeq and is a predicted model, not a curated record.